This is a messenger RNA of Aureobasidium pullulans EXF-150, 1875 nucleotides long. RefSeq names its product fructosyl amine:oxygen oxidoreductase. The record is from RefSeq and is a predicted model, not a curated record. Lineage: Eukaryota; Fungi; Ascomycota; Dothideomycetes; Dothideales; Saccotheciaceae. The transcript is spliced from 2 exons. The coding region runs from base 214 to 1593 and encodes 459 amino acids. Gene Ontology annotation, molecular function: saccharopine oxidase activity; sarcosine oxidase activity; flavin adenine dinucleotide binding.
CCAGUCUCGAUGAGGGCGCCUCUCAUCAGUAACCAUGAGUAAAGCCGUCAAGCGACACUCGUAUCGCGCAUAGUCACGCGGUUGAGGUGGGUACAUGGACAUUCGAGACUUUGAGACGAAGCUGGGAGGCGUCUGGAUAAAAUCCAUCUCGUCUUCCGCGUCUGUGACCUCAACAGUCCUGCAGAACUUUGCAAGUGACCGACAUAUCUCACUAUGACAUCCCUAUCCAAGGACAGCAGUAUUCUCAUCAUAGGUGGUGGCACCUGGGGAUGCUCUAGUGCUCUUCACCUUGCUCGUCGCGGAUACAAGAAUGUGACCGUACUGGAGGCCCAUCCCAUCCCUUCGCCCAUUUCAGCAGGCAACGAUGUCAACAAAAUCAUGGAAGAGGGCGAGCCUUCAGAGAAUGACACCGAGGAACAAUAUGUUUGGAACCGUAUGCAUCAAAUCACGACAAAAUACUGGAAGGAGGAUCAUGUCUUCAAGUCGUUCUACCACCCUACAGGUAUCAUCUUCAGUGCCAUAUCAGAUGAUGUCUAUGAGCAUGUGAAAGGGUAUACCAAGGGGACAGAGAGCGAGUGGAUCUCUCUGGACUCACCCGAAGACUUCAAGAAGACCAUGCCUGAGGGUGUAUUGCAGGGUGACUUUCCAGGCUGGAGAGGGUUCUGGAAAGACCAUGGUGCCGGUUGGGUGUUUGCUCGCGGUGCAAUGAUGUCCGCGUACGAGGAGGCCUCGAAGCUGGGCGUCAAAUUCGUGACCGGCGACUCAGCAGGAAAGGUGACAUCGCUCCUCUACUCAGAGUCAAAGGACACAGUAUUGGGCGCAAAAACAGCAGAUGGCACUUCCCACCACGCCGACCAAAUCAUUCUCUGUGCAGGAGCAAACGGUGACCUCCUUUUCGACUUCGAGCAGCAACUCCGACCUACCGCAUGGACGUUGGCUCACAUUCCUCUCUCUGUUGAGGAGGCGGCAAUCUUCAAGGACUUGCCAGUAUUGUACAACCCUGAGCGUGGGUUCUUCGUCGAACCAGACGCUGAAAAACGUGAGCUCAAAUUCUGCGACGAGCAUCCUGGUUACAUCAAUAUGGUGAAGAACGCGACUCCCGGAUAUAGCGAGGGAACCACACACUCGCAACCGUUCGCUCGCCAUCAGAUCCCAGUUGAAAGCGAGACACGCAUGCGAAAGUUUUUGCAAGAGGCAAUGCCUCAGAUCGCAAAUCGCGACUUUAGUUUCGCACGAAUCUGCUGGGACGCCGAUACUGUGGACAGACAGUUCUUGAUCGACAGACCGGAAGGCAAGAAUGGAUUGGUGGUUGCGGCUGGAGGAUCGGGAAUGGGGUUCAUGAUGAUGCCUGUGGUUGGACAAUUGAUCGUCGACCGAAUGGAAGAUGUGAUGGAGGAGAAGUUGCAGAAGGGAUUGCGAUGGCGUCCUGAGCAGGCUGUUGGAAGAGAUUGGCAAGCUAUCCAAGAUAGACAUGGUGGUGAAGGUAAGAUCAUGGAUUUUCAUGAUGUCAAGGGAUGGACCAGUGGCAAGGGAGAUAAAGAGCCCAACAUUGACGAGACUGCAAAGGACUCGAAGGUGUGUAGUGCCAUGUGAGCCGCGACUGCCAUCGAGCAAGUCGAGUCAAGUGUCUCAACCUUGCUCCUCGACAUGUCCAUCACACACAGAAAUGGAAGUUGCAAAUCUAGCAACUUCCCACAUCUAGAAACUGCUAAACCAAUCAUCAAGUCUUCGGAGCUCUCAGACUCAUAUUGAAGCUCCACAUGUAACAUGUCGUCGUAUUGUGACCAAGCCACAACCACCUCGUCGUGUAGAUAUACCACCGAUCACGUAUAUACCCACCCUCGUCAUCACCAUCACAACAAAUCGACCAAGCAG